This is a messenger RNA of Nymphalis io (European peacock), 1673 nucleotides long. It is a transcript of the gene Naxd, whose product is annotated as ATP-dependent (S)-NAD(P)H-hydrate dehydratase. Bases 321 to 1217 code for a protein of 298 amino acids. Gene Ontology annotation, molecular function: ATP-dependent NAD(P)H-hydrate dehydratase activity. The transcript has 3 exons. NCBI's taxonomy places the organism in Eukaryota, Metazoa, Arthropoda, Insecta, Lepidoptera, Nymphalidae. The record is from RefSeq and is a predicted model, not a curated record. Gene Ontology annotation, biological process: metabolite repair.
ACCGUCACAAGAUCCUUAUUGCACUUUAAAUAAAAUGACGAAUGUCAUCUAUUUUUUACGUGAGACUAGCACUUGGUAGAAUAUAUUGCGCUUUAGUAGGGUAGAUACACGCCAGAAAAACGAAAAAAAAUACAUCGUAUGAUCGUAAUUCAUUUAUGCAGAUUGCGGUGUUCCGACUAGCACUUAAAAGAUUAUUGUGAUGAUGUGUUGUUGUUCUGAUUUUUAUACAAAGAAGUGCCAUUAUUAAAACAACUUAAUACAGUAUCGAAUUGCGAUAUAUACACUGACUUAAUCAAUGUAAAUUUUCUAAAUAUUCAAUAAUGGAUAGAAACCAAAUUUUUAAUUUAUUUCUAUCAAGCAUACCACCUUUAGAUGGAACACAUCAUAAAGGUCAAGCUGGAAGAAUAGGUAUUGUUGGUGGUUCCCUAGAGUAUACAGGGGCUCCCUACUUUUCUGGUAUAGCAGCUUUGAAAGUAGGUGCAGAUUUGGUGCACAUUUUUUGUUCAACUCCAGCAGCUACUGUUAUAAAGUCGUAUAGCCCAGAAUUGAUUGUUCACCCGUUACUUGAUAAAUUUGAUGCCAUCAAAGAUAUAUCAACAUGGUUUGAGAGGCUGCAUGUCAUAGUUAUAGGACCAGGGUUAGGUCGUGAUCCCAAGAUAUUUGAGGUGGUCUCAGAACUAAUAAAAUUAAUAAAUGAAAAACAAAUACCACUGAUUAUUGAUGCAGAUGGAUUAUUUCUUAUAACUGAAAAACCAGAAUUGAUUAGAAAUUUUACUUCACCAGUUAUUUUAACUCCUAACAAAAUUGAGUUUGAGAGGCUUAGCUGCAAAUUUAAUGGUUUAAUAGGUUUAAAAGAAUGGAAUAAAAAUGUAACACUUUUAAGAAAAGGUGAGAUUGAUGAAUUUUAUUGCUUUCACCCUGACUUGGAAUGGAAAAUCAAAGAGGCAGGAUCUGGAAGAAGGUGUGGAGGUCAAGGAGAUCUUCUAUCUGGAUCUAUAGCAACAUUUUUACAUUGGACUAUAGCUUAUAGAAAGAAAAUUGAUGUUGAAAUACCAGUUGAUAAAAUGUUAUUAGCAUCUUCCCUGUCAUGUUUUGCAGCAUCUUCUUUAAUAAGAACAUGCAAUGCAAAGGCUUUUCAAAUAAAAGGUAGGAGCAUGUUAGCGACAGACAUGGUUGAAUAUAUUCAUGAAGCUUUCACAGAGCUAUAUGGACAAUAAUGUUAAUAUAACAAAAUGUUACUGUUAACGGGUAUGUUUUUGUACAUUUUAUAUUUUUUACAGUAUUUGCCAGUUGCUAUAUAAAAUCAAGAGAGAUAGAGGGCAUUUAUUUCUAUUAAAUCAUUUUCGUCAAAUUGUUUUAGCUGGAUUAAGCUUGUUGUGUUAACUGUUUAUUAAGCUUUUUUAAUUAUUAGGUAUCAACUAUUCAAUUACCUGAAUAAAUUUAAUCACAUGAAUAAAGUGAUUUCUAGAGAAAAACAGAGGCCACACCCUGCCCUAAGAGCUGCUAUCAUAACAAUACAUAUUUAGGUAUUUAUAUUUAAGGUAAUUUCAAAGCACAAACAAAUAAUAUAUAUUCUAUUCCAAUUACAGGCAAAGUAAAGACAAAUAUAUUUAUUUUUAUGUUACUGUUUGAAUAAUGUUAUAUUAUAAAUAAAGAAAAGAUAUAUUAAUUAA